Molecule: messenger RNA, 1742 nt
Organism: Triticum aestivum (bread wheat)
Lineage: Eukaryota; Viridiplantae; Streptophyta; Magnoliopsida; Poales; Poaceae
Product: phenolic glucoside malonyltransferase 1-like
Exons: 2
Coding region: 244-1635 (463 amino acids)
Source: RefSeq, a predicted model, not a curated record
CUAUGUGAGGAUGUGUUUACACCCGGCACGUAUUCCAUUCCACCGCAGACCGCACCACCGCAUAUCAUGCGUAACGCCGGAUCAUCCAGUUUUGUUCUCAUCGUAGGUCCAGCUUCCGUCUUCCUUGUGCCUGCCCAAGAAGACGCCCACCACCGCUAUAAGAGCGCGGCGCAUCUAUCAGUCUUUUCAUACCCAUCUAGCUCUCCGGCGAACAACCAGUAAGUGCGGUGCCGGCCGGUCGGGAUGGACGAGGCAAGCUCCCACGCCGCCGCCAAGGCCGCGCCCGUGCGGGCUGUCGCCGUUUCCCGGGUUGCGCCGUCGGUGCUCGGGCAGGGGCAGCGCGGGGAACGCGUGAAACUUUCCUUCCUUGAUUCGUUGUGGGUCGUGCUGCCGCCGAUCCAGCGGGUGUUCCUGUACCAGCUUGGGGAGGAUGGCGGCAGUGACGACGGCUUCCAGGCUGUGGUCGAGCGACUCAAGCGCGCUCUCGCGGACACGCUGGCGCACUACCUGCCCCUGGCGGGGACGCUGGAGUACGUGGCGGAGACCGGGGACGCCUUCGUGGACUGCACCAACGCCGGGGUCGCCUUCAUCGAGGCCGAGGGCGGCAUGGAUGUGCAUCGUCUAGCUGGCGACGAGGCGCACGACACCCUCGCAUUCCUGAGCCUCGUGCCGGAGCUCGAUGCACGGGUGCUCCCGGCGCCCGUGCUGUCAGUACAGGCCACUCGUCUAAGCGGCGGCCUGGCGGUCGGCCUGUCUGUGCACCACGCAGUAGCCGACGGACGCGCCGUGUGGCGAUUCAUGGAGGCUUGGUCUUCCGCUGCCCGCGAGGGCUCCCCAGUCACCAAGGUCCUCGGCCCGCCACACUACAGCCGCGACGUCAUCUCACACCCGAACGCCGACGAGCUCGCCCGCGAGAUGCUAAAGACCGUCGCGCCCAAUCUCCCAAAGGUGAGGGGGCAGUACGACUUCAGCCAGCGGUUCCUGCUGGCGCGCCGAACGUUCUACCUCGGCGCCGACGAGAUCCGGUCGCUUAGGCGGCGGAUCGACGACCUCGCCUCCGCCGAGUCUACUGCCGCCGGUGGCGACGCGCCCCAGCCGAAACCAGUGUCAACGUUCGUGGCGCUGGCGGCGCUGAGCUGGACGGCGUUCGUUCGUUCCAAGGGGCUCGGCGCCGGGGACGACACGUACCUGGCGUUCCUCGCCGACCUGCGCUCCCGCCUCGACCCGCGUGUCAGCGAGGCUUACCUCGGCAACUGCGUGCGCGCGUGCCUGGCGAGCUGCGCCGACGCGGCGGAUCUCCUCGGCCAGGCGGGCAUCCUCCACGCGGCGCGGGCUGUGCAGGCCGCGGUGGCGGAGAUGGAGGCGGCACCGCUGUCCGGGACGGACAAGGGGUGGAUGCAGAAGCUGAUGCGGCUGCCGUUCCAGCGGCUGACCAACGUGGCGGCGAGCCCUCGGUUCCGGGCCUACGAGGCGGCUGACUUCGGGUUCGGGAAGCCCGCGCGCGUGGAGCUGGUGUCCAUGAACCACGACGGCGAGAUGGUGCUCGUCGGCGGCCGCCGAGAUGGUGAGGUGCAAGCCUCCGUGUCGAUGGACCCGGCGCACAUGGACGCAUUCAAGGCCUGCAUCCUCGGCUAGAUAAAUUUUCAGUUUUGCUAAAGCACAUCUAGAUGUGUCAUAAGUAUCACACAUCUAAGUUCUAUGUCAUUGAUCUUACAUCGAGAUUUAUGUGGAUAUUUUUUUUU